AUGCAUUUCUUUAAAAAACUAGAAGUAGUUUUAAAAUUUAAACUAGUAAGGAGAGUUAAUAAAUUCUUUUUUUAUUAUAAGUUAUUAUAUAUAUUUAGUAUAGCUAGUAUAGGUUUAGGUAAGCAGAAUAUAAACUUUACUAAAAUACUUAGUAAAAAUAUAACUAUAAUACUAAAAUUAAGUAUAACUAGUUAA
Molecule: messenger RNA, 195 nt
Organism: Trichoderma reesei QM6a
Lineage: Eukaryota; Fungi; Ascomycota; Sordariomycetes; Hypocreales; Hypocreaceae
Exons: 13
Coding region: 1-195 (64 amino acids)
Source: RefSeq, a predicted model, not a curated record